AUGCAGAUAAAUCAAGGGAUUAUUCAACAAACGUUGGUAUUAUAUUUUCUUCUGAGUUAUAAUUAUGUGGUUCAAGGAGAAAUAAAAUUAUCCGAAGUAGAGGAUCAAGAGUUAGAAAGUCAACUUAAACUUUUGAACAAACCUGCAAUCAAAACAAUUAAGACCAUGUAUGGAGAUAUAUAUGAUUGUAUCGAUUUUUACAAGCAACCUGCAUUUGAUCAUCCAUUGUUGAAGAACCACAAUUUUCAUCCAAAGAUGAAGCCUACGUUAUCUAGGAUAAAGCAAACUUUAGGUACCUCAAAGUCUAAAGAAGCAUCGACGAUAUGGCUAAAUGAUGGUGGUUGUCCUUUUGGAUCAGUGCCUAUUAAAAGAAUUACAAAAGAUGAUCUUAUCAGACAAAAACAUAUGCCACCACCAGAAGAUCUCGCAUUUCAUACCCAAUUUUUUGAGACUAGGAAUCACAGUGCAUUGAAAAAAAGAUUCUUAUCUACACAAGGAUACAGGGUUGCAAUAGUUUCAACUCGUACUGAUUUGGAUUACAAGUUCGGAGGAGCUGGAAUGUCAGCUACUUUAUGGAAUCCUUAUGUUAAAGGUCAACAACAUAGUGGAUGUCGAUUGAAAGUUCAAAAAUUAUCGGACAUUAUACAAAUUGGUUGGAGAGUGGAUCCAACAUUAUAUGGCGAUACCCUAACUAGGAUGUUUAUACAUUUUCAGGCUGAUAAUAUAGGUUGCUUUAAUACACUAUGUCCUGGAUUUGUACUGGUAGACACCGAGAUAGGCGUUGGAGCGCCAUUUAGUAAUGUUUCACACCGUGGAGAUAUUCAUAACUUAUGGGAAUAUCCAAUGUACCUCGAUCGGGAUCUAGUGAACGGAAAUUGGUGGGUUUUGGUUCAAGAAACGCAUAGAGAAGUUGGCUUUUGGCCUCAAAACAUCUUCACUCAGUUAGCAAGCUUUGCUACACACAUUGAAUGGGGAGGAGUGGCUUAUAGCCCACCAGACAUACCUGAACCACCAAUGGGCUCCAGUUUUUUCCCCACUAAUAUGAAGGGGUAUGAUGGUUCGUGCAAUGGAAUUACAGCAUUAAACUAUAAAGGUGAGACGAUAGAGGUAAAUACGAUUCCACACACCGAUAAUCCCGAUUUUUAUAGGGUUUACGAUAUUCCACCAAGGGGAACAAAUAGAAAAUAUAAGCACACCGUUUUGUAUGGGGGACCUGGUGAGAGAACUUAA
Solanum stenotomum is the source of this 1230-nucleotide messenger RNA. RefSeq lists its product as uncharacterized. The transcript has 8 exons. The coding region runs from base 1 to 1230 and encodes 409 amino acids. Lineage: Eukaryota; Viridiplantae; Streptophyta; Magnoliopsida; Solanales; Solanaceae. The record is from RefSeq and is a predicted model, not a curated record.